Messenger RNA from Carcharodon carcharias (great white shark), 12216 nucleotides. It is a transcript of the gene notch3, whose product is annotated as notch receptor 3. Gene Ontology annotation, molecular function: signaling receptor activity; calcium ion binding; Notch binding. Gene Ontology annotation, biological process: cell differentiation; regulation of developmental process; Notch signaling pathway. Lineage: Eukaryota; Metazoa; Chordata; Chondrichthyes; Lamniformes; Lamnidae. The transcript has 34 exons. Bases 277 to 7683 code for a protein of 2468 amino acids. The record is from RefSeq and is a predicted model, not a curated record. Gene Ontology annotation, cellular component: protein-containing complex; plasma membrane.
GAUGAAUACAGUCCUCUGUGCGGCUCAAGGCAGCCUGCGGUGCUGAAGUUUUCAAAAAGUUUGUCUUGAAGUUUGGAGACGCGGGAUUGAACCGAGGAUUCUGCCGACAUUUCCCCCCUCCCUUUCCCCACCACCCCCUCCCCAACCCCCUAUCCCCCGGCUUAUUUUGCUUUUCCAUCCUGGUCUUUCCCAUGAUAAUUCGGACUUUCUGGGUUCCACUUUUGAAUGGAUGUAUAAAUUAAUCGAGGGAAACUCCGAACUUUUGGACGGCGAGCAAUGGGGGAUUUAAAACUCUGGAAUUUACUUUGGGGACUCUGGCUGGCGGCUGAGUGUGGAGCUCUGCAGUGUCGGGAUAGUCACCGUCCUUGUGAAAAUAAUGGACGAUGCAUCAAGAGCCCGCAUGGAGAUGCAUCAUGUCUGUGUCGGUCUGGUUACCUUGGGGACUUGUGCCAAUUUCCUGACCCCUGCCAAAGGUCACCAUGCUUAAAUGGUGGAAUAUGCUCCAGUUCAGUAAUGGAUGGCACAGUGCAUUACACGUGCAGCUGUACGCGAGGGUUCCGAGGAGCUAACUGCUCGCAGAUAGAUGCCUGCGCAACAAGCCCGUGUGCCAAUGGAGCUCGCUGCACAAACUGGAACAACCGCUACAACUGUACGUGCCCUCCGGGAUUCAGCGGGAAGCACUGCCGCACAGAUAUCGAUGAGUGCAAAGCGCCCAACCUCUGCAAGCAAGGGGGGCUGUGCAUCAACACCCCUGGCUCCUUCCGUUGCCAGUGCCCAGCAGGCUUCACAGGGCGUCAGUGUGAAAGUAUCUACGUCCCCUGCGCACCGUCGCAGUGCCAGAAUGGAGGGACUUGCCGGCAAACUGGGGACCUAACCUACGAAUGUGCCUGUUUACCAGGUUUUAAGGGGCAGAACUGUGAAAUCAACAUUGAUGAUUGCCCUGAACACAAGUGCAUGAAUGGAGGAACCUGCGUCGAUGGUGUAAACACCUACAACUGCCAGUGUACACCUGAGUGGACAGGUCAGUUUUGCACAGAGGAUGUAGACGAGUGUCACCUGCAGCCUAACGCUUGCCAUAAUGGAGGAACUUGCUUCAACAUUCCGGGCGGCCACACCUGCGUGUGUGUUAAUGGCUGGACGGGUGACGACUGCAGUGAGAACAUCGAUGACUGUGCCACCGCGGUCUGCUUCAAUGGAGCCACGUGCCAUGACCGGGUGGCGUCCUUCUUCUGCGAAUGUCGCAUUGGAAAGACAGGCCUACUAUGCCACCUUGAUGAUGCCUGUGUCAGCAACCCAUGUCAUGAGGGGGCUAUCUGUGAUACCAACCCAGUAACUGGGCAAGCCAUCUGCACGUGCCCCUCGGGAUUCACAGGACCAGCCUGUAAUCAGGAUGUUGAUGAAUGCUCGAUAGGUGCCAAUCCAUGUGAGCACUUUGGAAAAUGUGUGAAUACCGAAGGCUCUUUUCAGUGCCAGUGUGGAAAUGGAUACACAGGCCCUCGCUGUGAGACUGACAUCAAUGAGUGCUUAUCCAUGCCCUGUCAGAAUGACGCUACCUGCCUAGACCGAAUUGGAGAAUUCACAUGCAUCUGUAUGCCGGGAUUCAAGGGGACUUAUUGUGAGACCGAUAUUAACGAAUGCGAGAGCAAUCCCUGUGUGAACAAUGGUGUGUGCAUGGAUAUCGUCAAUGGCUUCAUCUGCAAGUGCCCCUCUGGCUUUACUGGAUUCAUGUGCCAGAUUGACAUUGAUGAGUGCGCGAGUACUCCCUGCCAGAAUGGAGCCAAGUGUGUCGAUAGGCCCAAUGGAUAUGAAUGUAAAUGUGCAGAGGGUUUUGAGGGGAAGCUGUGUGAGAGGAAUAUUGAUGACUGCAACCCUGACCCCUGCCACCACGGAACAUGUGCUGACGGCAUUGCCAGCUUCACAUGCCAUUGUGAACUGGGCUACACUGGCUCCCGCUGUGAGAAUCAGAUUAACGAGUGCCAUAGCAGCCCAUGCCAGAACUCUGGCAAAUGCAUCGAUCUGGUAAACGAAUACCUUUGUCACUGCCAACAGGGAACUUCAGGUGUGAACUGUGAGAUUAACCAUGAUGACUGUGCCAGCCAACCCUGUGAUUAUGGGAUCUGCCAAGAUGGCAUUAACCACUAUGACUGUAUCUGCAGACCAGGCUUCACUGGUCCGCAGUGCAACCUUGAAAUAAAUGAGUGCGCAUCAAACCCUUGUCGAAAUGGUGGCACCUGUAUCGAUGGCGAGGACGGUUUCUCUUGCCUCUGUCCAGAUGGCUACCAUGACCCCCUGUGUUACUCCGAAGUGGAUGAAUGCAGCAGCAGCCCCUGUGUGCACGGGACUUGUCAUGACGACAUCAAUGGGUACAAGUGUGACUGUGAACUGGGAUGGACAGGAAUGAACUGUGAUAUCGACAAGGAUGAAUGUGACUCUAACCCUUGUCAGAACGGAGGGAGCUGUUCUGAUCUGGUGAAUGGCUACCUUUGUAAAUGCAAAGAGGGCUUUCGAGGACAGCACUGCCAAGUCAACAUCAAUGACUGUGCAUCAAAUCCUUGCUUAAACAAAGCAAUCUGUGUGGAUGGGAUUGCUAGUUACACCUGCCAAUGCGAACUGCCUUAUACAGGUCCAAACUGUGAGAAUGUGCUGGUACCGUGUUCACCCAACCCAUGUGAGAAUGGAGGUGUUUGUGACCACACUCCUGACUAUGAGGAUUUUGUGUGCACCUGUGCGGAGGGCUGGCAAGGACGGAUCUGUCAAAUGGAUGUCGAUGAGUGUGCAGCAAACCCCUGCAGGAAUCGAGGCUCUUGCACCAACACACUGGGAAACUACAUAUGUGCGUGUCGACCAGGCUUCGCAGGGCGUGACUGUGAAAUGGACAUCAAUGACUGUACUCCCAAUCCCUGUCUGAAUGGCGGUGCCUGUCUGGAUCAAAUUAACUCCUUCGUUUGUAACUGCCUGCCAGGCUUUGCGGGCAUCCGGUGCGCUGACGAGAUCAACGAGUGUCAGAGCAACCCAUGCCACAAUGGGGGCACCUGCACGGAUUAUGCCAACAGUUACACUUGCACCUGUAAACCUGGGUUUAACGGACUGCACUGCGAGAACAAUAUUCCAGACUGCACUGAGAGCUCCUGUUUUAACGGAGGGACCUGUAUAGAUGGCAUUAACUUGUACAGCUGUCACUGCCGUUCUGGUUUCACUGGUUCCAGUUGUCAGUAUGACAUUGAUGAGUGUAACUCACAGCCAUGCCUGAAUGGAGGAGUGUGCGUCGAUGGGCUGGAGUCCUACAGGUGCACCUGUCCCCAUGGGUACACAGGUGACCGGUGUCAGAUCAGUACGGAUUGGUGCAGCAAGUCCCCUUGCAAGAACGGCGGGCGGUGUCAACCAACGAGAACAUCCUUUAUUUGCGAGUGUGGGAGUGCUUGGGUAGGACGCUACUGCGACAUCCCCAACGUGUCGUGCGAAGUGGCUGCGACACGGAGAGGAGUGGCUACAACUCAGCUUUGCCAUCACGGAGGUUCGUGUUUCAGUGCUGGAAACGCACAUUACUGUACCUGCCCCAAGAGUUACACUGGCAGCUACUGUGAGAAUGAAGUUGACCAGUGUGCCUCCAACCCAUGUCACAAUAGCGCCACCUGCAGGAGCUUCCUUGGAGGCUACAUUUGUGAGUGCAUGCCAGGCUACAAGGGGAAAACCUGCAAGCUGGAGGUCAACGAGUGCGAGUCAAAUCCUUGCCAGAAUGGAGGCACUUGCCUCGACCUGAUUGGCCGAUACAUCUGCUCCUGUCCACCAGGAACUCUGGGCGUACUUUGUGAAAUUAAUGAAGAUGACUGCGGCCUCUCAUCUGGCACGAAUGUGCCCAAGUGUAUGAAUAAUGGGACCUGUGUGGAUAAAAUUGGAGGCUACACCUGUAACUGCCCACCAGGGUUCACUGGCGAUCGGUGUGAAGGUGACAUUAACGAGUGCCUGUCAAACCCUUGUAACCCACAGACAACCAUCGACUGUGUCCAGCUGCCUAAUGAUUACCAGUGCGUGUGCAAGCCUGGCUUCACAGGCCGUCAGUGCCAAAGCGUUAUCAACAUGUGUGAAUCUCAGCCCUGUCAGAAUGGGGGCCACUGUAAAAUCACGGUCAAUACACCACUCGGCUAUACCUGCAAAUGUCAACCGAGCUACACUGGACCAAAUUGUGAGCGCAGUAUUUUGACUUGUCGAGAGCUCGCCUGCCAGAACGGUGAGCUGUGCAUCGAUUCUCCUCUGGGAGCCCGCUGUACCUGUCCGCCAGGGUUUGCUGGCCCAGCAUGCCACCAUCCUGCCUCUACCAACAACAACAAUAGCAGCACCACCGCCUGCAACAACCGGCCGUGCCGUAAUGGUGGCAUCUGCAAGGCCAGCCGCCAGCCCCCCUUCUACCAGUGCCUGUGCCCGAAGGAGUUUGAUGGGAGGCACUGUGAAGUGCUGAGGAGGUACACCCCUACCACCAAGGAACCGGCCUGCUCUGUCCAGCAGUGCCACAGGAGGGCAGGUGAUGGCUACUGUGACCGGGAGUGCAACACGCAUGCCUGCCAGUGGGAUGGUGGUGACUGCUCGCUAUCAGUCGACAAUCCCUGGAGGGAGUGCAACGUUCAGGAAUGCUGGCGUUACUUCAAUAACAACAUCUGCGAUGAGUUCUGCAACAGUCGUGAAUGUCUUUAUGACAACUUUGACUGUCAGAAUCAAGAGAGGACCUGCAACCCACUAUACGAGAAGUACUGUGCCGAUCACUAUGCCGAUAAACUCUGCGACCAAGGCUGCAACAAUGAGGAGUGCGGCUGGGAUGGUCUGGACUGUGCCCCCGAUGUGCCUGAGCACCUGGCUGAAGGGACCCUCAUUGUCAUCGUCCUGCUGCCACCUGACGAGCUGCUGAAAAGCAGCACCAACUUCCUGCAGAAACUGGGCUCCAUCCUGCGAGCCACCCUGCGCUUCAAACUUGACAGCAACGGACAGUACAUGAUCUACCCCUACUACGGCAGCAGCUCCCGACUCAAGAAGCGCUCAGUGGCACUGGGCAGGCUGCCACGGGAACUUGGACAGGAAAUCAUAGGGUCAAAGGUGAAUCUGGAGAUUGAUAAUCGCCUGUGCCUCCAAGGAGCAGGUGAAUGCUUCCCAACAGCAGAGAGUGCAGCUGCUUACAUUGGUGCUUUGUCUGCAGUUGGUAACCUGCACUUCCCCUAUCCCAUCAAGGAUGUUGAUAGUGAGCACCUGUCGCCGCCGCCGCCCCCCAUGAACCUCCUGCCGCUAAUGAUCGUUGCCGCAGUGAUUCUCACAGUCAUUCUGAUCCUUGGGGUGCUGGUGGCAAGACGCAAGCGGGAGCAGAGCUUGCUAUGGUUCCCAGAGGGCUUCACCCUUAAGAAGGACAGCAGCAACAAGAACAGGCGUGAGCCCGUGGGGCAGGAUGCACUGGGAAUGAAACACAUCUCCAAAUCCAUGGUGGAGGAGGGCCUGAUCAGUGAGCGGGACCUCCAGACUGAGCAGUGGUUGGACACUGAGUGCCCCGAGGCAAAACGACUUAAGGUGGAGGAGCCAACCAUUCUGUCGGAUAAUGAAGAUGCAGUCGAUUGUCGUCAAUGGACUCAACACCACCUCGCUGCAGCAGAUAUUCGGAUGCCACCUUCCAUGGCCCUGACCCCGCCUCAGGGAGAGUUUGAUUCUGAUUGCAUGGAUGUGAACGUGCGAGGUCCAGAUGGCUUCACCCCACUGAUGCUAGCCUCUUACUGUGGCGGAGGACUGGACACAGGCCUGACUGAGGAAGAGGAACAGGAGGACUCAUCUGCCAAUAUCAUCUCAGACCUCAUCUACCAAGGGGCCAACCUCUGUGCGCAAACAGACCGAACCGGAGAGACUGCCCUCCACCUGGCUGCCCGUUACGCGCGGGCGGAUGCUGCCAAGCGACUCCUUGACGCAGGUGCUGAUGCCAAUGCUCAGGACAAUACUGGACGCACCCCUCUCCAUGCUGCAGUCGCUGCUGAUGCCCAAGGAGUCUUCCAGAUACUCAUAAGAAAUAGAGCCACAGACCUAGAUGCCCGAAUGGUCGAUGGCUCCACCGCCCUGAUUCUUGCUGCUCGCCUCGCUGUCGAGGGAAUGGUCGAAGAGCUAAUAGCCUGUCAUGCUGAUGUCAACGCAGUGGAUGAGAUUGGUAAAUCAGCCUUGCACUGGGCUGCAGCAGUGAACAAUGUUGAUGCCACUCUGGUCUUGCUGAAGAAUGGAGCCAACAAGGAUAUGCAGGACAGUAAGGAGGAGACACCACUCUUUCUGGCUGCCCGGGAAGGAAGCUUUGAAGCUGCCAAGAUGCUGUUGGAUCACUUUGCCAACCGAGACAUCACGGACCACAUGGAUCGAUUGCCACGAGACAUUGCACAGGAACGGAUGCAUCACGACAUUGUGCAGCUGCUGGAUGAGUACAACGCUGUACGGAGCCCUCAGGGGCAAGGUGGUCACAUGGGCAGCCAUUCAAUGUCCCCCCUCAUGUGCCCGCCGAACAGUUACAUGACUAACUUAAAGCAAACACCCCAGGGAAAGAAAGCAAGGAGGCCUAGCUCCAAAAAUUCAGGCUCUGGGAAUAACAGCAACAUGACCAAGGACUCGAAGGAACCGAAAGCAAGGAACAAAAAGUUGAGUUUAGAUUGCCAAGCAUCCCUCAUGGAAAGCUCAGUGACAUUGUCUCCGGUAGACUCAUUGGAUUCGCCGCGUGCCUAUGUUACCAACCCUACAUCCCCGGUCAUGACGUCCUCUGGAAUCUUGCAUCCUGCUGGCUCCUUAUCUGUGCUUGCCAACCCUCCGGUGAAUGGUAUUUUGGAAGGUCCCUUCACUGUCUCCUUGGCAGGACUUGGUGAUCUUGGAGAUGCUGCUCAGAACACUGCCAUUUUAUCCAUGAACCACAUGCAGCCGCGUCUCUCAAUGUCACAAGUCACUGGGCAGCCAAACUGCCUUCUGAAUGCCAGUGGCCUUGGUCUAAAUGUUGGUAUGGUGAGCCCCAUCACCGCUGUACCCUUUGAAUGGCAAACGAGGAUUCCCAGCUCGCAGUGCAACUCGGUAAUCAACGUCGUGCAACAGUCUGCGGGGUCGCAUGCUAACAUGCACCAGCCAAGUCAAGUCCUGCAGCAUGGCUUAGUGCUGCAAAGCCGCAUGUCCAUGGGAAAUGGACCUCAAAUGAUCAACCAGCAGAGUCCAGUCAAGCCCCAAAACCCAGUCGAGCAGCAGGCAAUUUCUCAAGCCCCACAGGCACAGCAGAGGUGCACCCCUUCUACCACCAGCCAUUCCAUUCAGCAGAGCCUGUUAAGGAAUGAGAUGGCACGAAUACCAGAUCACUGCAACCAAUCAAUCUCUCCACAGGAAACCCAGCCCCCCCAAGCCAACGUGCCACCAUUUUACAAGCAGCAUAGCAGCACCACCACCGAGGACUACCUGACUCCCUCUUCUAAACACAGCUACACGUCAGGGCAUGACAAUACGCCCAAGCAUUACCUUCACCUGAAGAAUGAGCACCCCUACCUGACCCCAUCCCCAGAGUCACCUGAACAGUGGUCCAGCCCAUCUCCACAUUCCAUGUCUGAUUGGUCAGACUCUACCCCCAGCCCGGCAAUAAUUGGACAUCAAGCUCAAAUGCAGCAUAUGACUGAACAAGCGACCAAAAUGCAAGUUUUUGCAUAAAAUACAUCUUUCGUUCCUUUUAUUGAAAAAAAGUCUCUAUAGGAUACUAGGACCUGGGCUAUUAUUAUUUUUGUUGCUAUUCCUCCUUUCGUCAUCUUAAAGACACACAGUCAUGAAGGAGCCGGCUCUGUAGUAACACCGGCUGAAUUUGCAAUGGAGGUCAUCUUUUGGUUUCGAAUUUCAAUGAAAAGAAUUUUUUCUUUCAAAAAUAUGGUGAGAAGGAAGGUUUUCAAUUUAUUCCUGUCUCUCUAUGGUCACUGCCUUUACCGAAUGUGUUUAUGAAUCAGCAGGGGGUCACUAGGUAAACGGUGAAGCCUGUUACAUUUUAAAUGUUCUCCUGAACGUGUGACACCUCUUCAAAUAUGUGUCACUGAGCAUUAAAAGGCCUUGAUAUUUUUAUCCCCUUUUGAAGUACUGGACUUCACUCACCUAUUACUGGUUUGACUGACGCCUGGGAGUCUCGGGCAACCUUUGUUACUUUAGUUUUGCCAGAUUUUUGUCUGGGAUUGCUAUUACUACCGAGAAGGUCCUUGAGAAAUCACCUCAGAAGAAUUUGGACAAUAGGACUCGGAUGCUACAUUUGCUACUGCCUCUCCUGAGUAAGGUGCACUCCACACUACAUUAACUUAGCUGUUACAGUAAGUUCAGUUCCUUCUCUUUGGGACUCCAACAUGGCCUGAAGGCUUUCACCUGCAAUAAGUAACCAUUCCAGAAUAACUGGCUAAAAUAAACCCCUGAGGAAAUUGUGUUUCAAACAACAGAAACGCUAAAAAAAAACUAUCCAAACCAUUGAAGCCUCAAGUGUAGGGACAUCCUAUCAUUUCACUAUAUAUAAAGUAAUUAAUAUGAGAGUUUUUAAUAUGAUUUCUUUCUCUCAUACUUUCUUUUUAAUCCUCAAUAAGCUUUUCUAAAACUUACUGCCAUUGGAAAUUGUGAUGCUGCCAAGAGCAUCAUUGUAUGUUAUUUAACUGUUUCAAGUUUCAAAGGAACACUUGUUUGUUUUUAUUGUCAAGUUCUUCCAGUGUAGGGAGGAAGCCUGUGAGACUCUUCCAAGAAUUGUCCAAGUGUUGUAGAAAGGCCAGAGUGUAGAACAAAGCUCUGCCUCAAAACCCAACCCAGUCUAAACAGCUGGUGGCAGGGCACAGCUCAUUCAAGCAUGCUGUUUAAAAUUGUCCAGGGAAUCAUGAGAAUAGUGCUCUGGUUGCUUCACUUACUGACCAGGCCUCAAAAUGUCAGAUGAGUUACAAAUGCGUGCUUACCUUUCUGCAAGCUCCUGUGUCACGGUCCUCUUUGUUGUAAUUUUAAUUCUAACAGAUUUUUUGAGAGAUGUCAAAUAUUCCAUGCUUUUUAAUUGGGUAUAAUUUGUUAGAAGGUGGGGUUGAUGAUUGCUCCGUAAGAGAAGUUGACUGAUUAAUGCAGCUAGAAUAUGAAGCACAUAAUUGGUGUGAGUGAAUCUAGCAGGUCUGUGAAGGUCUAAGAUUUGGCUAAAGUUCACUGAUCAGAAAGAAUUGUUCUGGGCAUUCACUUAGUCGGAGGUGGGGCCUUGAAUGGAGCCAGAAUACUGCAUCCACUGCAUGCAGCUAGGGGCUUUGAAAUGGAUCGCUUUUCCAGGCAGGAGCUUGAGUUCCAUUCAUAUCUAGCGCAGUUCAGAUUUCUGCAGUCUUUUUAAGCCAGUCCAGAUGAGCCCACUGACAGAUACUGCAACAGUGAACACCUGAAUCUGUCUGUUUUUUAAAAAAUGUAUAUUUAAUAACCUACUAUAAUUAGCAACAGGGUUACAGAGAUUCAAUCUUAUUUUAAAGUGGAGGAUCACCCUUGAGCCUAAUGAUGCCCAACAUUGAAAACCAGUGUUCCCUCAUGCCAAUUACAUCGAGAGGCAAUGUCACUCUAGCAACAUCAAACACCACAGGACACCCCCAAGUAGCCUUGGGUAAAGGAGAGUGGCUGCAUUUGGUCAAAGCAGUAGAUGUUGUAGUUCACCAACUUUGUUGACAAGUACCCAUCAGGAAGAAGGUAGAGAUGUCUUGCGAUUGUUGAUGAGAAUUUUUGAGUCAAAAGAGUUUGCUGUGUUUGACCAAGAAUAGUGUCUUGUGGUGCAGCCAUUCCAAGAUGUUAACAGACUGUGCAUGUGAUAGCUGAAGAGGUUUUAAUUUUUGACUGUUAUUUUUCCCCUCUCUCCUCUUCCCCUACCCCCUCCACUCCCCCAGGAUUGUCAAUUCUGCAUGGAUGUAUUCCAGGAGGUGCCCUCCAACCACCUCACCCCCCCACUCUCCUGCUAUUGGUUGCCCAACAUGUCCAUCCUCAUGGUGCGCUGCAUUUGACACCAUUCCAAAAAUUCUUUGCUACCUGAUUAUUUGACUGUUAUUCAAAUAGCCAGUGUCCAAUCUCUGAGAUAUUUAUAAGUAGAAACAAAAGUGUUGAAAAAAAAAUGAAAAAAAUCUAUUUUUUAAGGCCCUGAAGUUUUUUCAGUGGUUCUUGCUCGCCAGAGUAUCCUGGAAUUUAAUCUUUAAUUUUUGGUGAUUCCGGAAUGAUCCUGGAUGGCUGGCAAUCCUAAAUUCAGCGCCGUUGAUCCACCUUGUACUCGUGCACAAAGACGUAAAAAAUGAAGAACUGCAACAAUGCAGCAUCAAGCCCCUAAGUUAGAUAAACUCAAGUUCUGGGAGCAGCGAAGAUUGGGUUUGAAUUAGGUUGACUGUGAGGAGCUUGAUACCCUUACUGAAUUAAUUUCCCUGCACUGCCAGUCUUCACCUCCCGGUGUGCAGCUAGAUUUUGUUUUCCAGUAUUAAUUUAAAAACAAACUUGAAGAAAACAUGAGCUUGAUGGUUCAAUGGCGUCCAAUUAAACUGCCCACAAAUUUAAUGGACUUGCCAUGGUUGCUGAUGGCAACGCAGUAAUCAAAAUACUAUUGCUACACUGACGCAAAAAGAAUAAUGAGAGUGCAACAUUCGUCAAUUUCCUGAUGUGAAAACCAGGCUUAUUUUAACUUAACUUUGAGUGUGUGUUGAAUAAGCAAGGAUAAAAUCUUCCACUGCCUCACAUUCCCCUCCCUGGAUCAAAGAGGAAUAUUUGUGGCCUGUUCUUGGUGCCUAGUUUAGGAACAAAAGGCUCCUUACUGAGUUCAAAAACCAAACUUUAAUAGUCUGAAGCUCGAGGUUUGGAUCAGAAAGCUGAUUUUGAGAGGAAUUAAUCCAAAGUGCCCAAUUUAAGUAGCUGAGAGGUGGGACGAGCAUUGCGAUCUGCCUCUUUGGAAUAAUUUGGUUUCAGGGGCAUGAGGCAGUCUGUCCCCUGGUUGGUUGGUUGAGGUUUUCUCUCUCCUGCCCAGGGCAUGUUUCACAUCUUAGAUUCAUUAGGUCAGACUUCCCCAUCUCCGAAUCUGGUCCUGAAUGCUAAUCCCUGCCUGAGAGUAACCGCGAUAGUAUUACCCGUUUAUCUACAAAUAGUGGGAGGGGAAGGGGUGCAGCCACACACCUUUUGCUGGGACCCAAAUGGCAUGUUGACAGGAUUAUGAUCAGAAGUCAGCCCUGCUGUUGUCAAGAUUCAAUUAAAAACCUUAAUCACUGCACCUCAUGACCAAGAACGAGAGGGUAGGAAUGGACCUUGCAUAUUUUUUAAGAAACAGAUCUUUUAUGUCCACUUUUUAAUUUUAUAAAUCGCCUCGUAGCCCACUCCGAGGGGCCUGGACAGUUGGCUGUUGGAGGUGACGGGGGUGGGUGGGGAGUGGCAGGUGUCAAACCUGAAGAAGGAAUUGAGUUUUGGAUGGCAAGUUGGGGGGAAAUGGGAGCUGGAAUUGUGGAUCAGAUUGUAAGCCGGGUGAGUGGGGAGGGGGGAAAAGUGGGGAUACAAAUAAUGAGCCUGGGUGGAGGCAGGGUCAAGUGGGAUACAGAUGGGAGGAGCCCUGGAGGGAAGUGGAGAACAGGGUGUGAGCUUCCAGUGAGACAUAGGGUUCAGGUGGUCCUGCACCCACUGAGGGUGGACCGGACAAGGUAGCGCUGAUUUAAAAAAAAAAUCAAGGAAGAACUAAAUAUAGUACCCGCACUACUCCAGAAAAUGAGAGAGCACCCCAUUAGCUGGGCUUAUUUCCUGCCUUAGUUGGGAUUGAAUUUAUGAGGGACCUAUAUAUAUAUUUUAUAUAUUUUUUCUCAACAUUCUUGGUCAGUAGCGCAGCUCAAACAGUAGAAUGUACAUUUAAAGCAUUAACGGAUUUUUUUAAAAAAAAACAAACUGUAAAUAAAUCAAAUUGAAGAACAAAAAAACAUUUACUCAUUUCAGAAGUACUUGUUGUUUGAAAUGUUUCAUGUACUCAAAUAAAAAGUUCCAUUUCUUAUUAGUUGUAUAUCACAUGGAAAUACAGCCAACGUACUUGGUUGUUUAUUCUUAGGACUCUUUCUAGACAUUUUAUAAUAUUUCAACUCUUUUUACAAAAAUGUAGCUUUAAUCUGUACAGAAAAAGUAUUUUAAGUCACAUCUUUUGUAUGCAAAAAAUAAAGGUUGUGAGGUAAAUAUACUUCAAAAAUAAAGCUGUAGGAAACUACA